This is a messenger RNA of Cataglyphis hispanica, 1519 nucleotides long. RefSeq lists its product as uncharacterized. The record is from RefSeq and is a predicted model, not a curated record. The transcript has 7 exons. The coding region runs from base 1 to 1374 and encodes 457 amino acids. Lineage: Eukaryota; Metazoa; Arthropoda; Insecta; Hymenoptera; Formicidae.
AUGUUCAUCAUUAAUGCGAUCUCUUGCCGCGAUUCGGUCAGUCGACAAUUUCCCGAUUACUCGCAGGAGAAGGAAACGGCAGUGACGAGCGACGGAAACGACGGAGGAUCAGAUUCGCUCGAUGAAGACGCUGCACGAGAGUUGCUCGAGAAAGGGAAGAAGAGAACCGCGGUUCAAGAAUCGACCGGGCUAGUCACUGUGGCUUCGUACAGGAGAAGACAUCACGUUGCGGAGGAGGUGCCGGGACUCUACAUUCGGCGCCUAACGCUCGAGGAUCCGAGGAGGAGGGAACCGUCCGGUUCAAGGUCGCAGUCCCCGGCGCGCCAUAUCUGUCAUCCGCGUAGCAGCGGCUACGCGCGUUCGACACGAGGAUCCUCGAGCUAUAGAUCGUGGCUGGAAAGGAUCCGGAAGGAGAGUCCGGCUUUCUUAACAAUAGUAUCCUUGGAGCUUCCGGAAUCGCCGAUUCCCUUGAUAGAGUCUCAAGCGAACGCGCGUUGGAGACGUAAUGGUUCUGAUGAAGUCACAAGCGACAAGGAUGAUAUCUUGGAUGAGUUUCUGGAGAAGGUUACGGAGGCCGGGAAGGAUAGGGGGAAGGAAAGUUACGCAGGAAGGAACAAUGUGUUCCGGAGAAGUCGGCGGGAUAACAGGAAGCAGGAUGAAUCUCUGGAAUGUACGAAAACGCUAGCCACCCUCGAGGAAUGCACGAGAAACAUUAUUGAAGGACCGGGCCGCGAGGAAUCGAGUCGGCGGGACGUCGGGGAUUGCAUAUGUUCCGAGAUACCGAGAAAUUUCGAAAUCGGCAGAGAGGAGGUCACGCGCACCACGAGUCCGGAAGUGACUCACACGAUUCGGAUCGCGAUGAAGUGCCAUCGUGGCCAGUCGGUGCACGAAGGAGACGACGACGAAAGUCCCGAAGAGACGGAUGAGCGGCGAACGGAAGAGGAGAUGGAGGAGGCAAGAGGAGAGAAGACGAGGAAUGACCGAAAGGGUUCUCAAGGUCCGUCAAAGGCGAGGAAGGAGCCGGUGAAGCAGGACGUUUCUCGCUGCACCGUCGCCGCAGGUGCGAACGCGGCGUUGGACUUCACGCUAAAUUGCAAUAGCGUGCGAUUGACUUUUCGUGAUACGAGCCUGAAGGCAGCGACGCGAGGCGAGAGGAUCAGGGAGAGAGAGACAACGACGAAGGGAGAGGAAAUGCUUGGACUAGCCACCACCCUCCAUUGGACGAGUCCAUUUGUCCGAGCAGGGAUGUCGAGUCGUUCUGACUCAGUUUAUUUUGCUGACAUAACUCAAAAAAUACAUUUCUUGAAACAUCUCGGAGAAAAUGACAAUGCUUUGGAUGUGGCUUAUAUCGUUGUCCUAAACGUCAACUUUUAAUACAUAGCUAAUAACGAUUGCCAGAAGGAAUUUCUAGUUUACCACGAUUUUAUGUUAGACGAGCCAUAAAACAGGAGAACAUAAAAAGUAUAUGAUUUGGGAUCCGAUUAGAAAUCUAAAUAUCUAAUUGGCUGUGUCUGGAUGU